Molecule: messenger RNA, 36563 nt
Organism: Cinara cedri
Lineage: Eukaryota; Metazoa; Arthropoda; Insecta; Hemiptera; Aphididae
Source: the annotation of a GenBank genome assembly
AUGAAGCGCAAUUGGAUUAGAACGGAUCGGUUAUGGUGCCUGUUUCUGAGUGAGUACCUAUGCAUAUACUUAUUGAAUACUUAACGCCAUCGACGAGUUGAGACGUAGUCGUCUGACGUUUUGUUAUUAUUUUGUUAAUACGCUUUGAUAACGGGGUAUCGUGAUUUUUCACGCGGUGUUGAAGCGAUAUUGCUGCAUUUAAAAAAAAAAAAAAAAAAAAACAUUGUUGGCAAGUUACUUAUUGUAUAAUUGUAUUUCAAUGCCAUCACUCUCUUUCAAUUGGUUCAUAUCUAGUAAUAACCAAAUAAAUUGCUUUUUUAUUGAUCACAAGUUAGCAAGUACCUACUUUAAAUACAGUUACUCGACUAAUACUAUUAUAAAAAACUACAAAAAAAAACUCAGAAUUAAUAGUAUCAAUAUAAAAAAUAAUCAAAUAGUGUGCUUAAAAUUUAAAAUGUUUCAUAGUAAAUAAAAAAAUAAAAUAAAGAAAAUUGGUAUAACUGUCACUCAUUCGGCUACUAAAAUUGAAUGACUUGCCCACUGCUAAAAAGUCUGUUCGUCGUUUGCAUAAUUUUUCAACGCGUUCACACCAUUAUAAUAAAUAAUACAAUCAUAACUGAUGUAUAAUGACGUAAAAAAUGGCAUUACAUAAAACUGUAAUAAUAAUAUUUACAACGUAAUUUCACGUUUUUAGACUUCAAUACUAUAUCGUAUUAUAUUAUUGUAGCCCCAAUUGCUCUAUUUCUUAACUACUUAUGUACGGACUCAUCAGCAUUUUUCAAAGCUUAAAAAUAAUAAAGUAGAUAUAGGAAUACAAUUAGUAUGGGUGUGAAUUUGACGCAUUAAAAUUUUUUGAAAAAAAAGCACUUACAAAGUACUUGCAAUCAGAAAAGCAGCAUUUUAGGAGAUGAUCGAGAAGGGAGGAUCUAUAAAGUAAUUUAAUUAAGUAAUAUCUGUACGCAACGAUCAACUAUUACUAAUAAAAAAUGGUUCUGAGCAGAAUAUUAUUUGCGGUAUUUUUUCCCUUAUUGCUAAGUAACCUAGAAAUCAAACACAAAUGUACAAACAAAUCGCCAUCGAUGAGUUCAUAUAAAGUUUUUAAUGCUAACAAGAUUUCUAGUAGAAAAGUAAAAAAGCACAUCAUAUAGUAAAAUCGUUUCUUUUUUUGCUCCAUCCAGAAUUUAAAUAAAUUACGGAGUUUUAAAAAUAGUGACUUUCCAAACAAUAAUAUGCGUUAAAUGGUUUAAAAAUUGCUCAGAAUUGAAUUUGAAAUAUAUAAAUCGUCGAGGAGAGGAUUUAAGGAUGCACAAAAGCUGUAAUAUAGUAGAAUGGCUAAAUUGAAUGCAGACUAAUCUAGUGAUGGAAUAAAAAUGAUAUAGUAGUGUUUAAAUGUAGCGCUAUGCGGACAUUGAUUUUUCCGUAGGUCCGUCGUUUAAGAAAAUAUACAUAUAUACUGAUAAUUUACAAUUAUUUAUCGUUGAAAAACGAACCUUGAUUAUGCUAUCUGUAUAGUAGCACAUUUAGUUUCUUAUGUCGAAGUAAAAAAAAAUGUAUUUUCAACACCCUUAUACGCAUAGUGUACAAUUACGUAGGUGUCCGUUUUAAGUUUUAAUUAAACUGAAGUAUCGUUGGACCAUAUACAGCGACUGUGUUUUUAUGCUUUGUCAGCUUAAAAAUUUAAUGCCGGUGAUCAAUCUGUUAUGACAUUUUUACCGGUACUGCAGUGGGCCGUUUCGACUUUCCAAACGGAGAGUUUUUUUUUUCACCGUUUUAUUAUUAUGAACGUAAACACAUUUGUUUUGAAAAUUAUUAACUGUACUUACGAAAACUCGUCGCAUCGGUUACUUAUGUACUAUAGGUAUAUAAAAUUGUACAGUUUUUUUUUUUUUUUAACCGUUUACAAUAUUUGGAAUUAUCCGUGCGUGUGUAGGAAAUACAAAACAACGUUGCGUAUGUAUUUUGUUAAUUCCACGGAAAGUUAUCCAAUCCAUGCCGUGAAAAUCAUUUGUUUACAUACAAUUAUAAUUAUUAAUCCUAAUAAAAUUUGACGUAGUAAAAUUUGCUAUCGUUAUUUUACUAAAAGCCGUCAUCAUAUUAUUAUUAUUAUGUGAACUGCAUAAAAUAUAUCAUAUAGUGAUAUGUGUAUAAAUAUAUACAUACGUAUCGGUUUUGUUAAAUUUCAUAUUACAUAAGAUAUUUGUACUUUUAUCACACAUUACCGUGGAUUGUACAUAUUCUGAAGUUUCAUUUUUUCUAUUCUUUGGUAAUUAGAUAAUAAAUUCUUUAAUUUCUAAAAAUUUGUUUAUAUACAAACCAUAUAAUAUAUAAUAAUAUAUUAUAUGGUUUUGCUACUGAUACUAAAAAUUAUUUUCGUAAUCGAUUCGCGUUACAGCACAGUUAUUAUUUUGUGGGCACGGUAAACACGAAAUAUAUAUAUUGAUUCAAUGUUUGUCCGUGCAGCGUGUUACGAGGGGCAUCAUAAGUUGUUCUCGGUGAUAUAAAAAAUAAAAUAAAAUAAACUAUUGCUGAUACUAAUAAUGGAUUAGCCACUGUUCCCGUAGUGACAUUAGAAGGGAAGUACACUCUAUAGUUUAUAAUAUAGACUCUAUAUCGAGUAAUUUGUGUACAUUUUGUAAUACGAUAAACCAUCACUGACAAAAAACGAUUUUAAAUAAUACCCUGUAAUCGUAUUUUCCCUUGUUGACAAGGUAACCUUGAAAUCAACAAAAAUUAUGCAUAUUAUUGCCAGUAUUUUCAUUUAUUAUGAGACGUAAAAAGAAAAACAAAUAUUUUCUUCUUAAAUGUACCAGCUAGAUGAAAACAAAAAUAUGUAAUAAUUUUGUUUUGUAUUCAUAAAUGUUUAAAAUUCAAAUUUUGAAAAUAAUUGUCAUAACAAAAAUAAAAAUAAUCGCAAAUAAAUUGUUCAAAACCAAGCCCGGAUUAAGAGGGGGUCCAGGGAGAGCCAUGGUUCCCGGGCCGCCAAACUCCCAGAGCCUCAGUUUUUUUUCACUCAGUUUCAAUUUAUGUAUGAAUUUAACCUUUAACUAGGUACAUUGACAUUUUAAUAUUUUUUAGUAGCCUGAUCAUGAAUUAUUCGUAUUAUUAUAAAGUUGAAACUACUAUACUAACUUUAUCCAAAAUUAUAUAUUUAUUUGUUUAAAUAAUACUUGUGGCUUUUCAAUUGAGAUUUAUAUGAUGUUAUGCUUUUUUUAUUAUUUUUCUUUUGUUAAAACAUAUUGAUUAGUAAACAUUUAAAUAAUAUUUGGCCCCGGGGCCUCUAAAUAUCUUUAUCCGUGCUUGUUCAAAACAACUUUAACCAAACUUUUUGAUUACGACGAAAGAUGUAGAUGUAAAAUAGGAGUUAUUAAAAUAAUAGCUUUAAUAAAGGCAACUACUCGAGGUAUUGAAAUAAUACGAUUGCUUUUGAUGGAAAAAAUCCGUAUUCGUUAUAAUAUACAACGACAGUAUUAACUAACCGAAACAUUUUUUAAUGAAAAAAAAAAAACAUAAUAAAAAUUGAACUGUAAACACUACACUUAGUAUCUGAAAUAAUAUCUUUCGUGCAAAUUUAAUUUGAUAUUAUGAUUAUUCGUAAAAAUUGAAAUUUCUAUCGAUUUCGUGCCGUGCAUUUUACCGUAUUUGAAAAGUAAUUUAUUUAUUCAUGACUAUAAUUUCAAAUAUAAAUAAUGAUAUACAAACACUAAACAGUCAUUAUUUAUCUAUAAUAUAAAUUAUAAUGAAUACGUCGUUUAAUGAUAGAUCUCUAUAGUUUUUACUUUAUUAUUAAAAAACCGUUGUAACGAUAUAUAGUUAUAGUAGGUAUUUAUUUAUCUUCUUUCGUAAUUACGUAUAUUAUAAUAUAUACGGUACACAAUGAUUAUAACCUUUCUAAUAAUGUUAUAUUGAUGUUUAAAUGAAUUUCGUUGGGAAUAUCGUCACUUGAUGACGUCCUCGAUAACCCCCUCGGGAUAAAAACCUACUCAUCGAGUGCCUAUUCAGAAUACGACUGAACAUUAACGCGUUAAAAAGUUAAAAUGCAUGUUAAACUUUUAACAUUACUUAUUCAUUUGAAUAGGUAUGUAGAUAACAAACGCGAAAAUUCUUGUUCCGUUCGACUUUCGGUUUUUCCGUCUAGUUAAUAGGUUAAGGUACUUAACUGAGUUAGGAAGACGACACAUCGCGCACUUGUUGUUUUAGUCUUAAAGACGAACACGACAUAGCAAACUUUCGUUAAUCAGGGCCAAUAUUAAGGAAAUCGGCCUUUUCAUCAAACCCAAAGAUGAGAAAUUAAUAUGUUUCCUUACGUCAGUGUUUCUUCGAUGUUCCAAUGUUUACGCGAAUCACGCAUGUAUGCGAAAUAUCUCAAUUCAAAAACCUAUACGAGUAUUCGUUAUUAACUCGUCUAAUAACCGUGUCCCGCACACUCGUCUGAAGUGCGUUUAAUAAUAUGAGAUAAUUCGACACAAUUUAUUUUACCGCGAUUGGCGCGUUUCAAUAAAACCGAAAACAAAAUGUAGGCAAACGGAGACAGCAAAUCGUACAAUAUUUUAUCGCGGAUAUUCAAAUGGGUAACAACAAAAAAUAUAAUGAUUCGAUUACGAAGGUCGUGUGCACCGAGACUGUGACAGGAGUAAAGACAUACCCAUACUACAAACGAUUACUUCGAUUAUUUUUUUUUUUUCUCGCAGACGUAUUAUUUGUAAUUCAACAAUUUCAACAGCGACAGCGUCCGGUAAUAUAGGUAUAUAUACUCGUAUUAUAGUAUAGUGUUUAUCAAACAAAGAAUUUACAAAAUAAUAUAAUACAUAAAAAAAACAACCGCGAGAAAAUACUAGUUUAUUGCGCCGACGGAACCGAGACACAACACAGAAACACGUCCGAUUAUUAUUAUAUUAUUAUAUUAGACACAAUAGGAGUGGUGUUUUUUUUUUUUUUUUUUUAAUUCUAUGUAUCUGUGUAAAAAGUUGCACGGCCAGAUGUCAUUAACGUCAAGUUGUCUUGUCUGUUUAUAAGCUUUCGAAAAAUAUACGAUCGAACGACAUUGACCGUCGGAAAUUACCCCCGGUAUUCUCGUCGUCGUCGUCGUCCGUAUUAUUUCUCCUUUCCGUUUUUUCUCUGGCGUUUUCUAAACAAGUCGGCUUUUUUUUUCAAAUUGCUCUAAUCAAUAUUAAAACACUUCAUCACGCUAUCACCCGUAUUAUAUUAUACUUAUGUUCGCGUUCGCCGUUCACAGCGAAUAUUGACAAUUUUUUUUAUAUAUAUAUAUAUAUACAAAAACAAUCACGAAAUAAUAAUGACCGAGUCUCUAAUAAUAUAUUAUACGAUAUAUUUAAUUUUCAAAAACCGAUAAACCGAAAAUUUCGAAAAAAAACCCGCUAAGAACUGUCAAAAAACUAAUAAAUUUACCGCCAUUUCUACGACUUAUAAUGUAUUUCGCAUUAAAUAUGUCUAUUUGGUCAAACAAUUUUAUUCACAUAAAAUCAAAUGAAACCUAAACUUAUUAGAAAAUGUCAUACGUCUCAAAAAUCAGAAUGUUUUGAACGCAUGAAAAGAUCUAAAAAAGCCUAAUAUAGGUAUUUUAUAAAAACGACAGAUUCCUACGGUUAUUUUUUACCGAAUUAUAACAAGAAAAUAAACUUUAAUAUUAUGAAAUCAUUAUUAUGCCAUUAUAUUUCCCGUUUUUUCUAAAUUAUUAAAAAAAAAAGUACACGGAAAAUCAAAAUCCGACUCUCCAGUGAACUAUAGACAACACGAUUGAUGUUGAUAAUCGGAACAAUAUUUCUGGUAGAAAAAUAAUCACACGUCAUAGGGUAAAACCAAUAAUUUCCUCAGAAAUUAAAUACAAAUCAAAUACUAAUAAAAAAAUGUAUAAUUUAUAAUAAUAACUGAUACUAUAAUAUUUAUAUUUUACUUUUAUAAACCUAACCUAACAAAACCUACAAAAACACGUAUAAUAUUUUUCAAAAGAAAAUAAACGACCCGUGGUUUUUUCUUUGAUGAUUUCCCACCGAGGCGGCGCCGUCUUCUUUAUAGUAUACAUAUAUAUGUGUAUAGGUAGGUAUUAUUAUUUUCGUUUUAACGGGAGAGCUAAAAGAAAGAAAAUUGAAAUAAACCUGCGACCACUACCUAUAGGCAAAAUAUUAUAACUUUCUCACAAACGACAUUAAUCAGUCAUCUGCGCGGGUAUUUAUUGUCUCGUAAAAUAUUAUUAUUGUUAUUAUAUUGUGAUCGAACAAACUGAUGGGUAGAUACUAUGUACGAAAUCGAAUAGUUUCUUAUUGUUUCUCGAACGAGCGUUAACGACGCGUUUUCUAAAAAUAAUAAUCGAAAAAACAAAAUUGUAACGGACAGCCGAUAGUCGUUGUGAACUGCAUGCUGCAUCCGCGGCGCGGCGGUCUUGCACGUCACGAUCACACGAUCGAAUUAAAUCUGUCGUGAAAAGAUGGGAAAAAAAACCGGUAAAAAUAAAUAAUACACACUGCAGCCGGUAACGAGUAUAUAAUAUAAUAAUAAUCAAUUAAAAAAAAAAAAAAACCACGAGGAACGUCGAAAGUCGAAUCAUUAUUAUAUUAUAUACUUACGCAUAUUACGCGAUUGAAGAGGAUACGCGACCUUGACACGGUUGAUGCGCAUUUAUACCGAUCCCCGAUCUUUCUUUCGAUUUAUUGUGCGGCGUUGCGACGUUUUGACCGAACGACAUGCACCGUUACCCCCCCGGAUUUGCGCGUGUGUGUAAAUGCCCGUACGUAUCUUUAUAUGUGUAUGUAUAGUGAAUUACAGUAAUUAUUAUUAAAAUUACGUUGCGGAAUCGGCCGAUCGUGUGUACUAAAAAAAAAAAAAAAAACCAUCUCGUGCAGUAGCCGCCGGGGUUUUAUAUAUCUGUUUUUUAGCAUCUUUUCAUCGUCAAGGCCGCGAGGCGAACGUCGACCCCUCCGCCCCCCGGUCCAUCGCCGUAAACGCGCGCGCCACCGCCGUUUACAAGAUACGCGUAUAAUAUUAUGUAGAAUUUAUGAAAAGACUUAACAGUGCAAUAUUAAUUUGCAACGCACACUCAUCGGGUCGAUUUUAAUCUAUACGGUUGUCAAGCACAGACACUGCAUGAUUGCACGGGAGUGCAAUAAGUGCAAGAGUGUAAAUGCAAGAAAGGAGAGUGGGAAAUCAGAACAAGAGUAAAACAAAACGACGUGGAAUUAUAGACCGAUGAGUCGAGUCCCACAGAUCAGGAAUUCCGUCGGUAAUCCGGACGCAGCGAGUACUUGCGUAUGUAGUGGUUUGUUUUUUAUCGGAUUCGCUCUGAAAAUAGAGAUUUUUGCGCUAUACCUAUCUUUUUCUCGAGGCUUUUGUACAUUUCUAGCGGCUCUUCCUGAACCGAAAAGAACUCAAACUCGAUAUUUAGAGUUGUUUUAUUGGCGGAUGUAGUUAUAAGAAUAGGGAUGAAUUUUAAUCAGAAUUUCGUGGUAAUUUGAGAAGUGUAAAAGAUGUUUUAUAGCUGUAAAUCGUCCUCAAGCCUGUGUAGCUUAAUAAAUUAAUUGAAUUUACGUCAAGAACGAGCUAUUUGAGGGUUAUAAUUUUCAAGAUUCUCAAAUGAGCAGUGGUCCAUCAUAGUUGUCUAACCUAUUUAUUUACAGUUAACCGAACUCGGCACACCACUCAGAAUCAUUUUUCGUAUGCAAUUGUAGCGUUCGUAAGCACUAUAGUAUAAAACAAAUUACUCUAUGCAUGAUAUAUUUAUCGAUUCUCUACUGCUUACACAAUUAGCAUGGCCAAGGUGCGAAACAUGUCCGAAUUUUUUUUUUUUAUAAAUCCGGAAUAAACACAGGUAGUAUAGGAAUAAAAAUUCAACAAUAAUGUACAGUAGGUGACCAAACAUCGACCGUCCCCGCGCACCACUACCGUCACGAGUCAUUUAUUCGGCUGCAAUUGUCAAUCUGAAAUUUAUUUGAUUACCAUUACCGUGGUCUGAGGCCACGUUUCUAUAACAUUAUAGUACUAUGAUGAUCACUCGGUCUGUGCGGGGGUUAGAAAUAGGACCGCAUAAUUUCUUUCGUUGUCACCGCAGAGCCCCACAACAACGAAAACUCGAAUAAUAUGCUUUCACUGGUUUUCAUUUUCGGUUUUUUUUUGUUUUUUUUUUAUGCUUAUACGCGUUUCUACCGACUCACGCCCGAUUGAAAUAAACCAAAGUCGGAUGAACAUCAUGUGUAAGCCGACAUUGAGGAUAUCGGAAAAUUGGAUAUUUUCUAGGAAACUGUCUAUUGUUUGGAAUAUAAAAAAAACAUUUGAAAAAAUCCGAUUCAAAAGUGUAAUUUCUAUACUAAGUAUAUUUUUAUACUUAGUAUAUUUAAAUUUGAACACUAAACACCACUAUGUAUUUAAUUAUAAAAUUGAUUUGUCCGGAACCUUAAGACAAAAGCCUUUUCAAAAUGGAAUUUUUAUUGCACCCGGAAUUUUCGAAUGCGGGUCAUAUUUUGUACCGGGUGAAACUCAUGCACUUAUUGGUCACAACGCGAUCGUUAAUCACACUACACCCAUCAUAUUGUAUUUUUGUUGUCGUGUCUCGGUGUUUGCUGUACCUAUAUGCUAUUUUUUUUACGAACGAACCGGCUUCACUAUCGAAAGCCUUAAUUUUCUUUACAUUGUAUAUUAUACAUUAUUAGAAUAUUGCAUUUCACGCGUACAACUCUCCCUUUGGCGCACGCGUAUUGUCAUUAGCUGCGUGGAUUUGAAUCGAACGCGUUUGAAAUACUUGGGCAUCUAUAAUACUUUUGUUCCUUUCUAGUUGCCAUCACAAUGGUUGUUUUCCAUAUAUCGAUCGAAUCGGCCAAUAAUGAUAAUAAUUAUAACAUCGGCGAUACUAUUAACGGUAUUAUUCUAUCAUCGCGGCGCGCAUUGCUCGACAAAUGACAAUAAUGGUAAUAAUAAUUUUCUCGAUCGCCCGGAAGAAAGUAUAGGUAAGUACAAAUCAGUAGGCCGUAGCCGUUUAAUAUCGUCUGCAGUGGCGCCGAGCAACGUUUUAAGAAGAUGGGCGGACAAAAACCUGUGUAAACCACCGUCCUCGUUUACAAAACAAACUCCAAUACAACACUCUUAAUUAAUAUUCUAUACGUACCGAUUCGGUGAAAAAUAUGGUUCAGGUACCCAUCGUGGGCUCCACUACCAUUCACCCGUUGAAAGAAGGAUGGUGAUCGCCACCCUUGACUGCUUUCUUUGGCGCCACUGAUCGUCUUCCAAUGAAAAUUCUCGCCCCUCGACACAAACUAUACUAAUUCGAAACAUUAUACGUGUAUAAUUUUAUGUGAGAAAUUCGUUAGCAAUCAGCGGCCGAUCGAUAAAUAGCAGCUAAAAACGUAUUGACCUCGACCGAUUGAACAUAAUAUUCCAUUUUGUCUGAGGUACCUAUUUUAUUCCGCGAGCGAUAAUGUCUUCGAUUUAUUUCAAACGGGUCCCGACAGAAAAUAUACAAAUUUACCGUAAUAUUUUCUAUCGUGCAUAUAUACUUACCUAUAACAUGAGAUGACUCGUAAAAAACAAAAAAAAAAAUGCAACACGUGACCAACGCAGUACUUUCUUUGCACGAGUGUCGGAGUGUACAAUACACGAGAGGUUUACGGUCGGCGUAUUGAAAAACGAAUAUUGUUAAAUAUUAUAAUGAUUAUAUGUUGGCCGUGUGGUUUUGAACAUUUAUCAAAAUGUAUAUUUUUAUUUUCUGAUUGCUACGGGUUUUUUUUUUUUUUAAUUUUCCCCAAAAAUCUUUUUCCGCUACUUUUGGACACUUUUAGCGGCUCUCUCUGGCCCAAAACUUGGGAAUUAUAGUGGUUUUUUGAAGGCGGAUUUAAGUGAUCAAAAGUUGCAUCAAAUUUCACCUUUGAUGUUUUUUUUAACUUUUAACAACCUCCUAUGUAGAUUACAUCAAACAAAGUCAGGGUAAUACAAUUUUAUAUAUACGCAUGGCGUUAGUAUAUCAAGAACGUACUUUUUGAGAGUUUCAACUUUUAACGCCCAUACCUAACAUUUUAGACUCUUAGCAGAGCAAGGAUAUAUUGGUUUUAUAAUGAUUUUUAAUUUAUUUUAAUUUUUCUAUGAACAACUUUUCUACCAGAAAUUUUGUUCCGAUUUUCUAAGCACUUUUUCUGAAUGAAAAUUUAACUGGAAUGGUAUUUUAAGUAGGUCAUUUUUUGAUUUUCCCAGGGAUUUUCACAACAAAUGGAAAAACCAGGAAAAUGUAUGAAAUGUAUUAUUUUCUAAUCGUAAAUAUUAUUAUGUCCUUUUAAAAACAUAUAUAAUCGAACUCGAAAUCGUUUUUUUUUUUAGCAAAGAUUAAUGAUCAAAUUUUACUGUUUUCGUUUUUUUUUUUUUUAAAAGUAGUAUACUAUUAAUGAGUUUAGUAUUGUAUUAUUAUGAUUUACAGUAUUCGGGGGUUUUCUCCCCCUGAACAGUUAUGUGCGUAAACCGCAUGGGCGGAAAUCAAGGGGCCUCUCCAGAAGUUUAAACUACUCCCCAGCCUUAAAAAUUUUAAAGGGCCUAAAUAUACAAUAAUUGUUAAAAUCCAAUUGAUUGAAUAUUAAUCCUCACCACCAGUAAUUUCAUCGAAUUUCCGCCCAGUGACCCGUCACCGACCGAAUGUUAUGAUAAUAUUAUAACGUAAUGCAAUAAUAAUGUUUAGAGAAUAAUCCUUUCUACACCGGUCGUCGCAAUUAUAAUAUCGUGUUCGCGCUCGUAUACGGUAAUUUAUACGCGCCGCACGGAGAAUAUAAAAAAAAAAAAAAAAAAUGAUCGUUUUGAAUCCGCGAAUACCCGCGCCGCAUACUGUCCGGACGAUUUAUGGCAUUUCCGUCGUCGUCGUACCGCGAGUGUAAUUUAUCGCGGCGUUCCGAUUAUUGUUAUUACUCGCGGGCUCGCGCGCCGACACCCGUCUCGUACCUACACGUACACCUAACAGCUGCCCCCGUUAACACCGCGACCGUUAAGCCCGCGUUCGUUUAUCACGUCUUAUUAGAAAAUAAAAUGUGUUUCCCGACCGGGAUCGACGGGUCGGACGCGUCUUAUUUGCCCCUCUUCCUUCGCAUUUCCCCCGCGCCGCAUUGCGUUCCGCGUGCGGAUCCCACGCGGCUAUCCGACCGACGACCGGCCGACGGGGUCAGCCGCUAUGUACGCACUUGCUGCUCUGGCCCUCGCCGGCAUCCCGAUCACCCCACCCCCCUCCUCCACCCGCCCGUGUAAACGCUGCUCCGGUUUAUGUUUCGCACGCCCUCGCCGUGUCCAAUCGUAUACCCACCCCGACGCGACCUCCGGCCUCCGACUUAUUCUCCGGCCUACUUUUUCCUCCGCGGCUCUCGUCUACGCGUCUUCAGAGAGACGGCUCGCCGGCCGUCCGGACGUGCGGGCGUAGGUUGUGCGCUCGACCGUUGCGCCAUCGUUCGUCUGCUCUCGCCCGUCCGGGACGUGAAUAUUCGAUCUGUGAGCUCCCGAGCGCAAAUUACAAAUGUCGGAACAAUAUGAACCACGGUUGACACGGGCAACCUCGAUCUCUCGUGGCGGUAACGGCAAUAGCCGAGUGACGCAGAGCCCGAGUGCGUCCGGCGCGUGGCGGUCGACAAUGCAGAAACAACACUAAAAACACGGACGCGACGAUAUUAUUGAGACCGGCCGCGGUCGGGGCUGGGCUACGCGAUCCGGUGGUUGUUGACACCCGGCCGUGGUUCCGGCUAGAGUGAUUUAUCGCGCUCGCAAACGCACGCGGUAUUCCACGCUGAAGUAUUACGGCUGGCAAAGUAAAAUACGGACGAAGAUGCGACGGAGUCGUUGAAACGCUGUACCGUUACAAAAGUUUAGACAUCGUCCGAUACCCGUGAAUCGUAAUUGUUUUUAGAUAAACGGCGGGAUUCUGGGAACGCGUGUUCGAAAGAACACUUCUGGUGGAAAAUCCGCAUCUUUUCAGGUGCGGAAUGGACGUUUCGAAGGAAUUUCACUCACCUAAAACGCGUGCAUAAGCAUUUUUAAAAUAAACCGCAAGUAAAAUUAACGUUGGACUACUGGGGUAUUUGAAGUUCCUGAAAAAUGCAGUUUUCGUCGCGUUUUCGAGUGAGGGUCGCGGGAUUUUCUUUAGUGCUGGGUCGCUUUCGCGGCGUUAUCGCAUAAUAAACUUACACGAUGACGAUCAUCGGACGCCAUCCGGAAUCUGUUGGUUUCGGUAAAAACGCAAAUAGCAAAUACACACCCACGCUCAUAUGAAUAGGUUCGUAGAUGAUAACGAAUCGCAUACAAUUAAAACGUCGCCUGAUUCGGAUUUACGCGCAUUUUUCAUUUUGUCAACCUGCAUUUCAUUUUCACCGCCCACGAAUCUCGCAGCGGCACUAUAGAUUCGCAUUCCACACAUUGUGACUGGUACAGUCACUAUUAUUAUUCGUGAUGUCGUCUCGCACCAUUUCAAAACGAUAUUAUUAUAACGAAUAAAGCGAUCUGUUAUUCGAUACGAAUCGAUAUUGUACGCACAUUUCCAAUCGACAUGAACAUCGAUAUCAUUGUCUUCGUGCGUAGUGUAUAGAAUUCGCAAAACCGAAACUUUCGUUCAAAUAACAUGGACGUUAUAUAUGAUAUUAUAGUUGUACGUCCAUCGUAAACGAUAGAUUAUAAGUAUAUAACACAUGUAUUAUGUAUAUAUUGAAAUGUUUAAAUUUAACACUAAGUUUAGAAAAAGUGUCAUAAAUAUGCAGACGAAUCCGGCCUUUUUAUAUACGAUUUAGGAGCACGACAAUUAGAGCUAGAGAUGUAAUAUACUAAAAUUAUGCUUUUACGUCCUGGAAAUUCGAAAUAAAGCACUAAAAAUGAAAGAAUAAAAUAGAAAUCUUGUCAAAAAGAACAAAUACGAAAUUACGUACAAUUUCGUGUUCUCGUUCAAAAAUACAUUUUAAAAUACAACGAAUUUGAAUCGGAACGAGAACCACAUACACGAACUUUGGGAAACAACGCAAAGUUCAUUACUGUAAUCCUUGCAUACAGCCCUAAUGAUAAUAUUACUCGCGAGUGCGAGCGGAACGAGACGGAUAUUAUAAUAUUUACUGUGCGUAGGAGUUUCUCGCAGUUUCCGAAUACGUAGCUUCGUGCGCUGAAUUAACGUUUGUUGUUUAUUAUUAUUAUUAGGUAAUUUUUUUUUUUUUUAAUAUUAUUCUCGGCGAUGACGUUACUGUGCAGAAAAAGAAAUCGUUUCCGUGAUUUUUCAAGUGCGAUGAUCAAUCGUAUAAUAGGCACGAGCCGCGCGAUUAGAUUAGCUAUAGUAUUAUGUGAUGUAUUGUUUUAAAUCCACAAUCGAUUAUUGUAUUAAAAAAGAAAGAAAAAAAAUGAUUAGAAUGAAACGUGGUUUAUUAUGUACACGGAAAUUUCAUUGAGAAAGAGGAAGCAAAGAGGAUCUGGAGAUGACUUAUAAUAAUCAUCAAUCCAUCAGAGGGAUGGUUUUCGGUAGCUAAUUUAGUAAUUGGUGCAUUUUUGUUUUUUUUUUUUUUUAAAUGUUCGAUUUACAUAGAUGACAUUUAUGCGUACGCUGUAUUUCUAACGAAAAACAAUUCUAAACAAAGUGUGGGCCAAUGUGUUUUGAUAAACUUAAAUUGAAAAUCACAUUAAUUUGUAAUAUUAUAAAAAAUAAUUUAUAAUUGUCCGUGUUUUUUGUUGUCUUACAAUUUUGAGCAUUUUUAUGUUAACAAAUUAGUUUAACCCACAUAAAACAAAAAAAAAAAAAAACUAUUUAAAAAUUCAAAUUAAUAUUAAUAACACAAAAUCACGAACUUUUUUUCUAAAUUCUUCACCGUAUAUAAAUAGUGCUAAUAUGAAAACUCUGUAAAAGUUUCAAGUCUCUACGAUUGGUUAAAAUAAGUUUGUAAAGACGUUAUUGCUUGAAUAUUCCCGUUGUUCCCAAAUUAUUAAUUAACCAUAUGCAAUAGGAAAAUCAAAAAAGGCGGUUUUCGGGUCGAUUAAACACAAAUACGUCGGAGCGAGAUUUCUGGUACGGACAAGUUGUUUUCAGACAAAAAAAAAAAAAAAAACAACUCGUAUCACAAUAAAAGCAAAACCGAUGAUACGUUCCUCGUCGCUACGCUCAGAAUCCUAAACGAUUUUACAUUAUAUUCGUGUUUUUAGUCGUCCGACGUAAUGUAUUGUAAUUCACUUGUACAAACUUAUGUUAUUAUUAUCUACCUACGAGCGGGUUGAGAAAAGUCCGUGUUACACGAACGAUUCGUGUACAGUCCCGUAAUACGCGCAUUGCUGACCUAUAGAUCGUAUCGCCGUACGUUUAACCGUAGUCCGAAUUCGAAAUAAUAUUGUGUUGCAUUUCAAUCCCGUGUCCAUUGUGUUCGCGGUACGCGUUUAGAGACGGAAAUCGUAUUGGUAUGAGAUCGCUGUCGAGAUAGCCCAAACGAACAUAAUAAUGUUGUGUUGUAAUUUUAUUAUUCGACACAUAUACUGGCAGGAAACGCCGCGAGUACAUUAUUGUUAUUAUUAUAUUAUUAUGCAAAUACGACCUUGAUGCGAAUUCAAUAUUAUCCCGUCUGGGUUGUAGAAUAAUAAAAGCGCCAAAAAUACCGUGCAGUGUACACGGGAACACCGCGCACGUCAUAAUAAUAAUACUCGCGCGCCACUGUGGUGUUGGGUUUCAAGUCAACAAUCUGAUAUAAUCUAUUCGUUUGAAAAGUUCUAACUCCGCAACGGUAACAGAUCAUAAUAAUUGUUAAAAUAAUAACAAGUAACAAUCGUUUAGACGUCUCCACGGUAUAGGAGAAGUAAUAGUUCCCCUAAACUAACUCGACCAAUUUUUUCCACUUCUCGAAACUACCGCCGUAACGUCCAAAACAAUAGUGUCUAUUAGUAUUACUGUUGCCGUUGCAAUAAAUUAUAUAAUUCGAAUUUGGAACAGCGAUUUUUUUUUUUUUUUAAGGAUCAGCAAUAAAUUAUUAUUUAUUUUUUCUUUUUUUUUUAAUUAAACAGAAUAAUUGUGAUUCGAUUAUAUUAUGUCACGACGACGAUAGUAACAAUAUAAUUAUGUACGAGUUUAUGUAUAUAGAUGUCAUCAUCCGAUGAUUUUAUCACGAACCAACGAUUAUCUGCAGUAUACGAAGAUUUCGAGUAAAUUCGAUUUUUAUUGUUAUUUUUUUUUUUUUUUUUUUUUGAAGAUCGGUCAUUAUUUUAUUUACAGCGGGUUCGAAAUUUCACUAUUAUUCCCAUACAGCCAUAAACCGAUAUUAACUUUUGAUUUUCAAACACAUAACAGCCGCGUUUUUAAAAUAAUUGUUCAUUGUCUUCCAAAGCUUGCUGUUCGAUGCUAAUUAUGAUACUGGUUCGUUUCGCGUAUUUUCAAAUGAGAAUAAGAAAUAUAUUUUGCGUUUUUUUAUUUUUUUUACUUAAUUUAAGGGGUUUUAGGAGUUUUUGAGAUUUUCGGGUCCAAAAUCCGAAUUUAAAAUUUAAUUUUUAUUUAUGAUUAAACGCUACCGAGGUAUAUUUAUAACAAAUUAUUAAAUACUCGUUUUACAUUAUCGAACAAUAGUAUACGCGAAUCAUGUUAAGAGAAUUAAACAUUUUAUUUUGUAAUUUUUGAUUUUCGAGUAAUUAUUUUAUUUUUUUUUUUUUGAGUGCAUUAUUUCGAAUUUUUAAAAUAAAAAAUCGAUUCUAUUUGUUUGGGACGGUUUUUAUUUUAGUGGUUUUAAAGGACAUUACUUUCCCAGACCUAGUUAAUGCUAUCUAAAUAUACAUGGAUAUUAUAAUUUGUUCGUCAAUAUUCGUCUAUUCAAAACGAAACAUCAUCAUAUAUUGUUGGAAGGACAAUAAAUUUGGUUUAGUUAGGUUAGCAUUAAAUGUUAUUUUUUUUUCUUUUGUUAGCAAUACAUUUUUUAUAAUAGUACACCGAGACGUUUAUGCAGACAUGUUUAUAACGUUAAAUAUUUGAAAUCGAACACUGCAGCUUACUGUAUAAAUAGGUAUUUAAAAGUAAUCAUUUUUCGAAUUUUCCGACAGCUUUCAAAAAAAAAAAAAACCGCUUUUGAGAAAUCAAGAAAAAUAUACGUGAACGAAAAAGACGACAACUGACGCGAAGAAAACGUAUACUACGGUUUUAUAAUGACGAGAGUUUCACCGAUAAUAAUUAUAUUAUUGUUGUUUUGACGCUACGGUAGUCGAAUAAUUAAAAACUUGUACUAUAAUAACCAAAACUAGAUUGCAAAAAAAUGUUAAAACUAUAAUUAUAUUGAAUGAAAAACUGUUUCAAAUAACUUUUAAAAAUAUAUUAUUAUUCCCAUAGUUUUCAUUUGUUUGAGUUUUGAUUCGAUUAACCGUUUACUAUAUUGAACCCUACGGUCUGCUGCAAUAAUAUAAGAAUCAUUAGACAACGUAGCGCUGCAGCUGAAUGGGACGUGCUCAUUAGUCAUUAUUCUUAUUAAAACAUAAUUGCGAUACUUAUAUUACAAAUAACCAGUGGUGCAACCAGGAUUUAUUUUCAAAGGGGGCUUAAUGAAUUUGAAAAAAACUCGAUUUUGGAUGUUGUUUGUUGGGGUGAAGGGGUUAAUGUUAAGUUAGGUUUAUUAGUAAAACCUAUAAAUUGUAAACUUUCAUUUAUAGACAGCACAUAUCAGAAAACAAUUUGAACUCAUAUAGAUUAUGUUUUUAAAUAUACUUUACUCUCUGAAGUCAUAAUGUGAUAAUAAUAAUAAUUUCCAGCCUAAGAUUAAUUAUUCAAAUAGAGUGGUUCACCAUUUUAUCAAGCACUGAAUCGGGUUAGGUUAAAUGUCUGUACAUAUGUUUAAAUUGGCUAUUCCAUUAAGUCUCUGCUGUUCUGUAAUGUUUCUUAAAUAAGUUUCAAGCCUCCUGAGUUUAGAAAAUGAUCUUUGCUCUUCAGCACAGGUGAAUUUGGAAAAUUGUACGCUGUGUAUAGACACUCGAAUUAUUGAAUGCCACUUAAGUUUAAAAGUGUGUUCAUUUCCGUAAUAUUGAAUUAUGAUUUAUAUAAAAUAUGUUUUAAAGAUAUCCACGAUUACGGCAGAUUUAUGCCACGCAGUAUCACGCAAAUCGACUUACGGGUUGCUUAAGCUACGCCAGACGUCGAAUAAAUCUAAUGAGCUUUCACGCUCGACUCUGCGUAAAUAAUAACCACUAAAUCUUAAAUAAUAUACAAUGGUAGAUAAUGAAUAAAUCCUUUGUAUUUGUAUUUGUUUAUUUAUAUUAUAAGUAAUAAUAGUCCGAAUCCACCAAGUUGAAAUAUAAUUGACCACGUUUUCAAAUAAUGAUUUAAUACAAUUUGGGGUUCAAACUGAAAUUUAACAAAAACACAUUAAAAAAUCCGAAUAUAAAAUCCCAUUAAACAAAAAAUCGCAAACUAUGCUAUAGAAAAUGUAAGCAGAACUUUAACGUUAAGAAAAAAACCAAUUCCUAAUUUUUUAUGACAUGCGCCUACAAAAAAAUUAUUCAGAGAAUUAAUUGCUAAUUUUAAAUUAAUAAUUAUUAAACAAUUUUCGUAUUUACUUUUUUUUAUAACACAAAUUUUAAUAAAGCAUUACAAAAAAACAGAUAGACGCUAUAAUUUAAUUUACAUUUACUUAAUUGUAACAAUGCUCUGAUAAAAUAUUAAAUACCUACAUCGUUAAAAGUAUGAAAUACAAAAUAGUACCUGAAGCCUUGUAUGUCACAGCUGAAGUUUUGUGAAUUGGUCGAAGAUACACAAAGUUAUAUUGACUUAUAUUAAUAAUGUGUCCAUUUGAUUGAAAAAAAUAAUCAAGCUUGUUUAUAAAUAUCUCAAACAUGCCAGACAAAGUCCAGACGUGUUCGAACCGAGUAGGUACAUUAUUUUUCUUUUUUUAAAACAAAAUAUUAAUUAUAACUAUUGAAAUAAAAAAAGUAACAUAGAUACUGUUAAUAAAAGACAACCGCCAAUCAACAAUGGUGUUGUUGCCAUAAUGGUAAUGUACGGCAAACAUCUGUUUUACGGCUAAGGUGUUCUGCCAAUUAAUAUCGCUUCAAUAGAAAAACGACAUUAGACCUUCUUUGUUGAAUUUUUAAUUUAGUUCAUGAGUAAGCUGUUUGUUUUUAAAAUGAGUUUAAAAAAUUGGAGAAUUACGAAAAAUAAAAAUUGUCAAAUGUUAGGAUUCUUUUUUUUUAAAUUUGUACGGCUUAUAUUUUCUACUAAAAAUUUUGCUUCAAAAGAAAAACAACAAGAAAUCUAUUUUUCGUUGUAUUUUUAAUCUAGUUGGUGACCAAUAAAGUGUCCUUUAUUAGUAGGUAACAUUACUUACUUACUAUCUGACUGUAGAAUAUGACAAUAAUGGAAUAGUAAUGGGAAUUAUAAUAUUUAGGCAAUUUGCGAGGACUCCUGGGGGUUUUCUCAAAAAGAGUCCCACGGAGGACAGUUAUUUGCUACAACAUUGCUACAAAGGCUGUUUAAAUUUUUUAAAACAAAAUUGAUUUCCACAGGAGCGACUACAGUGUAUAAGAUCCGAAAAUUACGAGCAUACAAAAUAAUAAUAUACCUAAUAAAACCGUUUUUUAUUUUUUUUAUUUAUCGUUAUGAUAUUAUAAUAUAGCGCCGAUAAAUGUAGUUUGUUUCUUGAAUGGCGCCCAUAAUUCUGAAUCCAAUCGAGUUUUCUGGCGUUGCCAAAAUUUACUUGGAAAAGUAUCAAAUAACGUAGGUAUAUAAUAUAAUAUACUAUAAUAUAACAACUCUAUUAUCACGUGGUCUAUUAUUGUUUUUUUUCGAUCGCUUCCAUAAUAUAUUCGCGUUUGUGUCCGUAGGUAUUUCUCGUAGAAAUUUUCAACUCUAUUGUGUUACUUAACAUUAUAUUAUAUGAGCCAUUGGGGAGAAAAAAAAAUCGUAUUCGCAAUGUAAAGUUAAUGUAAUUCGAUUUUGAAUGUAACGCGUCUGAAAUUACACUCCACAACGACGUGUGGAAUCUAUAUGCGGCAAAUAACAUAAUAAUAAAAUAUUAUUAUAAUGUAUUACGGGUUCCUACAUGUGUACUAUUAUUAAUUUAUUUGUAAAAAAAAAAAAAAAAAGAUUAUUAUUUGUGUUAUUAGAUACAUAGUUAAGUAUUAAUAGUAUUAUUAUGUGUUCCCAUAAAAAUAAUCCAUCGAAACGCGUGCCCAACUAUUUACAUACGCAAGACAUAAUAAAAAAAAUGCUUGAAAAAUUGAAAAUUAUAUACGUAUGCGCCAAAUAAACCUGAUACUUACCUACACGUGUGGUUGUAAUAUUAUUAUAUUGUUGGGUUUUUUGUUUUGUUUCAGUUCUCGCGGUCUAUCGAGUCAGCGGAUCUAGUUCAAAAACCAUAGACCAGGUAAAAUAUAAUAAUAUUUUUGUAUUGUACCUUUAUAAUGAUUGUUUAUUAUUUCGUUACGCACAAAAUGGGUGUGCAAAUAUUCGUAUGUUAAUGCCCGAGUUAUAAUAAAAUUAUAUUAUUAUCAUAGAACGAAAAAUUGUGUACAAUAGUAUUGUAUUAUGUAUGUAGCGAGUGUAUAGGUUUUCAAUAAAAAAAAAAAAUAAUAAUAAUAAUAAUAAAUGACCCAAUAUAGUGACAAAUUAAAAUUUGUUAUGUCAUUGUGAAGUAUCCCAAAUGAUUAUCAGAUUCUGAGUGGAGCCAUUGGUUUCACGCUGUAUUGUGAUAUGUGUGAUAUGUUUUUUAUUCUUUCUCCGAAUAAGUUUUCGGCCAGAAAACUCGCUCCAAUCAAAAACUACCAAGGAGCUUUCUCGUAUCUAUCACUUUUCUGCAGUGCAAGUGCAACGAACAGACAUUUGUUUGAAAUUUCUUGUAUUUUUCCUGAUAAAGAAAGAGGGGGGGGAUAUAUAAAAAAAAGAACGUCGAGAAAACGUUUACGAUUGUGUUUUUUUUUUUGUAGUUUAACAAUAAAUUAACAGCUGUAGAACUGAAAUUUUCGCUGAAAACUAUGACGUAACCGUUUUUUAGUCGCGUAUCGCGUAUGCCUUUUUUAUUUUUAAUCGCGUAUUGCAGUAAUAGCCGUUUGAAAUUGGCGACUCUAGCAUUAGAUGUCUGCUUUUUUUUUUUACUUCAUAUUUCGAUAUUGAUAUUAUAAUUGUUUACCCGUGAACGUUGAUACGAUUAAACGCGGCUCGACGGCGAACAACCGCGUGAAAUAACGACGACAUCACGAAACAUAAACGGUUCGCGCUCGUAAUGACGGUAAUAACAUUACAGCGAUGUACCCCGAUUUCAAAUGUUACGUCGAAAAAAUCAAAAUAUGUUAUCGCGUCCCGGUUGUGAUAUGGGUGUAAUGAUAUUAUAGCGCGUGGCUCGGGCAACAUAAUAAUAUAUCGUACUCUAUUUGGAUAUAAUAACAAUAAUAAUAUCAACUCGGAGGAAUAAAAUGGGUUUUUUUUUUUUUUCGGUUCUUUAAUAACGUCCAUUGCAAUAAUAAUAUCGCGAGCAUAACCUACUUAACGACCACGCGGGUUAUAAAAGUUCUCGGCGCGUACAACACAACGUUCUCCGCGUACCCAAUGAUAAUAAUUCCACGAUAUACCUUCUCCGCAAUUAAAACACAUAAAUAAUAGUAUUCGAUUACUUCUCGUAUUUUUUUUUUUUUUUUUUUUUUGAUGUUGUUACAUAUCGUUUUAAUAUUGUAAUAUUCCUCCGGACACAACGCCUGUCGUAACGAAACAACUCGAUAAUAAUAAUUGACACAAUGCGCGGGACAAGCAAAGUUACGUUAUAUACUGCCUAAUAACAGUAUGCAAUACAGUACGAGUAUUUCGUUCAAGUCGAAUCGUUUACCCGAAGAAAACAUAAUAUCAUUUCUGUUAUGACGAUGUCGUAUCGCAGCCGCGUGUCGGUUCGAUCUGAUCCGACGGUCUAGUCCACGGUUAACAAUUCUAUUAUUUAUAAUAUAUGUGUGCUUUUUUUUAAAAAAAAAAAAAUAAUUUUGAACAACUUUUCUGCCAGAAAUCUUGUUCCGGUAUUAUAAACUUAGGGGUGGUUUCUAUACUAGGGCUACACAAUACUACAGAAUUAUCUUACCCUUUAGCUCAAUUAAUAUUAUAAAAUGUGACAUGGGUUAAAACUCAUCUAAAGGCUGAAACAAACUGUAGCUAUACCUAAUCUGAAUAAUACAAAAUACACAUAAGUUCGUUGAUGGGAAUUUUUAACCAUUGUUUUACAAGUAGAACGUUCGUGUUAUAUAAUUUGUGUACGUUAUUUUUAUUUUCGAUUGCAUAUACUUGUUUUUUUUUUUCCGUGGAGGAAACGAGGACACUAAAAACAUUACGUUUUUAAAAUCUUCUUAUGUAAACAAUAAAAAUAAUAAUAAUAAUAAUAAAUAAAUGUACCCAAGCUUUCAAAUGCAUUAGGUAGUAUUAAGUACGUAAUAAACAACAAUAAUAAAAAUACAUUAUAUUAAAAUAAUUUAAUAGUUUUUCGUCGAUGGACGUGCCUAUAUAGAAAAAAAAAACGAUACAAUAAUUUUUAAUUUUUUUAUUUAUUAAAUGUCCGUGUAGACACGUGUUAUGUAACUUAAAUUAUUUCGCUGAUCUACGCGAUGGGUUUAUAAAUACAUAUAUUUAUAUAGGUAUAUGUAUACAUUGUAUAAAAUGCAAAUUCGAAAUAAUAUCUCAGACCAUCACGGACGCGAUAUUUGAAUAAUUAUACGGGCGGGCGCCGGCUGGGUCAUAAAAAAAUUAAGAUUAAAAAAUAUUCAUACAGUAUUGUUUUUAACUGUUUAAAUACCGUAAAAGGAUGUUCCAUUAUAAUAAUAAAUAUCGACGAAUAACGCUGUAUAAUUCGUUUAGUGUCUUAUUUACUGGGAAGGAGGAAGAGGUGGCCUGAGGGCCCUGGACUCCCUCCCAUAGCCCCCAAAAAGUCAAAUGGGAUAAAUGUUUGUUAAAACACAUGGAGUUAAAUAAAUAAGUUGAUAGGCACCUAAGUAUAUAAUAUAUAAAUAUUAUACUUGCGAUAGAUGCGUACGAAAAACAGAUCCUUGUUAAAUUUGUUUGUACAAAGCCCUUGACCAUCAUAUAGUAAAAUCGAAGUUUUAUAAAGUUUGAUACAAUUUAUAAUGACGACAUAAAUCGUAUAAAACACUAAAAACUAAUGCUAAUACCCAUCUAACAAGAUAAUACAUAUUUUCUGCUAGUUUUAGAAUAAUUAAUUGCGUUAUCGUUUUGACUUCGAGAGACAUGACAAGUGAAAUGAACGCGUUCUAUUGUGUUUUUGUCUAAAUUAUCUGUACAGCGAAAUUAACGUUUUUCGUCUUCCGCGUAGGAAACCACUGCAAUAUGUUAAAAUUAAUAAUAAAAUUAAAAUAAUUAUUUACAGCGAAAUAUAUAAUACAAUAUUAGUAGCAUUACAUUUACAUAUAUACAUGAUCGAACCCCUUAAAAACAUGUCCAAGAUAUUUGAACCUUAUAAACUCGGGACAAUCUCCCCCUCUCAGCAAUAAAAAAUUGAAAAUACGUCACUGGGUCUGUAUGUCGUUAACUAGCGAUUACCUAUAUGAAGGUUUCGAGUAAAUUUGAGUUACUAUUUCAAAAUUAAAAAAUAUCGAAACGAGUUUAUGUUAUACGGAGUGAUGAUGAAAUUUUGAAAAUAUUGCGAACGAGGUAUAAUUAAACGGUUCUGUAACGGCUGAGACACGCCAACAAAAUCAAAUUUUCUCGAAAUCUCACCGCUUUAUGGUAAAAAAAUAAAUCACCCUGUAUACACGUGAAUUAUAUAAUAUACGACAAAGAAGUGUAUUUCGUGCCCUAACGAGAAAUCGAAUCCAACGUAUAUGUAUAUUACACGAAUGAUCAAUCAAUCGUGCGCAUUAUUUCUAUGUUAUUCGGUCGAAUACGAUUUUGGUUACAAAAGCUUUUUAUUAUUAUUAUCUAUUGUUUAUUUUUUUUAUAAUUAAAAAAGCGUAUUGGUACGUUAAAAAUAAUGAUACAAAUAAUAAUAAUAAUAAUAAUAGUAACAAUUGUUAUUGUUUAAACGUAACAAUAUUUACGUAUAGAACAACUCUGCUCUCUAGUAAUUAAAACAAUUUCACUGGAAAAAAAAAAAAAAAACUAUCUACUAUUAUAGAAAAUAUUUGAUAAUAUUAUAAUAUACCAGUUGGUUGUUGUUUUAAGGGCUAACGCAAUUAAACUGUAAAAUUCAACAGAAAACAUAAAUCAAAAAUCAGUAUGAAAUAUGUAAAAUUGGGAAAAGGCUAUUCGAAUAAUAAUAAUUUUAGCAACAGCGGCGUAUACAAGUCUUCUCAAUCAGAUGGGAGGGAGGGGAGAACUGUAAAAAAACUCAUCCAAAAUUACAUGUUUGUCUGUUAACGUUAAUGUCCUUUAAAAAUACACUGUACCCACUUAAGCGGUUUAAUAUAAAACAUGAAAAGAUGUAUAAAGGAAAAUCGCUACAAGUCUGCAAUCGUUGGUUUGAAAAUUACAAAACAAAUAAAAUAACAAAAUAUAAAAACCAUCAAUAAUUUUCAGAAAAAAAUACUGUCGACCCAAUACGGAUUUAUAUCCGCGGCUGAUAUAUUUAUGAACGUUAUGUUUUUACUAAAACGAAGAUUUUCAAAAAUACAUUCGACCGUUUACUCGAAAACAACUAUUUUGUAAACACGUUUGGAGCCCAGAAAACUGCGCAAUUACUCAGGCGUCAAUUCGCAUAACGCACAAUCACAUAUCUAAUAGGCGAAUAUCAAAGACCGUCUAUUGUACUCGUAUAAAUAAAUAGAUACGGCGUGAAUGUUGCACUGAUGAGCAGUUAGCCGCGACGAAUAAAAUAUGUUCUAAUUGUUCUAAAACUCGACGAUUCUCGUUCAUCGUACCCCACUGCCCGGGGCUUUUGCCAAUACACAAAACGUUAAAAAAACAAAACGCCCGCGUUCCUGAAUACGGUCUCCGGGUGAACGUUUGAACGACACGCCGACUUGCGGGUAGUAAAAGACCGCACGGCCGCGUGAUUUCGAGCGGAAGCGACGGUUCGAGUAGUGUUACGAGCGCCCGGAUCCAAGUUACGCGAGUCCGCAUUCGAACGGGAUAACGGGACCAACACGUUAUAGACUAGAACUGGACCGACGUAAACGGCGUGCGCGAAGCCGGUUUUCGAGCAAGGUUUUCUACCCGGCCGGCUUACAAUGGUAAUCAUCCGGGUUCGACGCGAACUAGAGCGGUUUAGCCGGUGCCGGGCAGUUUUCAGACAGUAAUCGAAAUCGCGUCAUCGCGGCGAUUACGCCGCGGACUGCGCGAGGCCCGCCGUAACCGUACGGCCGGAACGGACGCCGUUCGCGGGAGAAACGAAAUCGGGCCGUCUCCGAAAACCGAACGAGAACAUCUGCGUCGGUUCUGUUGGGGGCGCGUUUUAAUUGCGCGGUACCGCGGGCACACUCGGUCCGGGACGCGCGCGCCCCGCGAGGGACCCGGCGGCGCGCGACGGAUUUCGAGUUUUCGGACCGACGGCCGGGCGCCGGGCCGGAAAACCGGGUGGUGCGCGGCGCCAAAUUAAACGGCCGAGAAUCCGUACUCGGGCGACGGAUUGAACACCGUGCGGUCGGCGGCGCGUCAGUGCGGGUUUUUCUCGAGUCGAUCGCCCCGGUGACCGAAACGGUCGGGCGGGUAUGGGCGACCGGACACGGCGAUUGAGACGUUCGCUAGUUCGCAGACGGUAAACGCCCUUGGUUUUGUGUAUCGCGCCCGCGUCCACGUGCGGUGGAUAUCACAGCGUGCGUCACGCGGUCGCGGGGUUCGCGGCCGUUGUUGGUCACGCCGGCCGCGGUAUUAUACCCGGUAACCCGGUUGUUCGCGCGAAACCGGUAGGGACGCGUCGUCGGGGUUUUUUUUUUUUCCGCGUUCCUCAUUGUUUUCGUCUUAACGCGCCCGCGUUGUGCCGUUGCGCAACAGCCGCCGCGACCGGCGGUUCUCGAGAUUCGCCGGCGCCGAUAAACAACGCGAAAACAAUACGAACGCGCGGGACAAACGAACGGGGGAAAAAAAAUAAAAUAAUAAGAAGAAUAUCCUCGACGCUCCCGCGUGUUACCGGUACACGUACGCGCAUAACAACUCGUAAUGUAUUGUCGUGUCUGUACGACAUAAUAGGUCGGAGUGCGCGGUUUUUCUCUCUCUCUCUCUUUUUUUCAGCUGGCGUUUGCAAAUAAAACACGUUCGUCGGGCCGUUUUUUACUUCCUGUUGACCUACCGCGCCGACGAUUCUCGUUUCCGAUACGCGCGCGUCGACGUCGACCGUCGGAGACGAUUCCGCGAGACGACCGUCUCCGGGGCGCGGGCAGAGUUUAUCGGCGGUGACGAUCGUGCCCCCGCCUCGUGACAUCCGCGAAAGUUCAGAAACGCGCCGCCGCGGAAACCCGCGGCGGUGUCCCUCGUUCGAACUUUCUGAUCAAAAAAACAAUAAUCGUCACGCUAAAUUUACACGCAUAUCGAAUAACUAAACUUUUCAAUCACAACACGUGUGUUGAAAGGUUGUGUGUAUCACUGAUUUACAGCUAAAUAACCUCAUAUUUCUCGGGGUCGAUUCUAUCGGUAAGAGAAAUUCAAUUUAACGUUUCUCUCCGGACGUUUCUGGUCUUAUUCCUAUUUCCUCGGCGGUUCGGGCGCGUCAACCGUUCAAAAUAAUAAUAACUAUUUUGUAUUCUGAGAGAGGCGAGGAAUGGCAUAUUGGUUUUAUCGCGACGUGUUUUACACCAGAAAUCACGGUCCAAUCAAACGCCUUCUUGUACACAUUUUUUCACCUCGGUACAUUCAUUGGGGAGGCGAUCUUUUAACGAUAGUCGGCUCCGUUGUCGCAGCUUUCUCGUCGAAACUAUAAACGGAUUCGCGUAUAAUAACGUACGGACAAUCCGCUCGUUUCCUCGCACCCAGCCCACGGGCCGGUCACUUCCGGCGACGAAAAUAACGCUAUCUGAGCGAUUUUCAAGACUUCCGGAUAAAUAAUAAUCCGUAAAUCGACAGUAUUUACGAUAAUUAUAAUAAUUACAUUAAGAUAUCGUCUCCGAUCGCUGUUGUUUUCGUUUUAACCGUUCGGUGGGCGACACGAUCGUCACUAUUAUUGUAUUAGUUGGUGCGGUCUAACAGUAGUGGAGAGGCGCCGUUAACUUUUAUAAUAUUGUAUUCGGUCUUGACAAACUCCCACAGUUAUUAUUCUAUUGUUCGGUUAUCAGGUCCAGCUAUCGGACCACGAAAUUUUCCCAAACAUCCAUGAGCUCUACAUUCGAUUUCCGAAAUUUCGUCGGUUUUUCUCUACCGGUGCUUCAUUUUAAUUAUUUGAAGUAUCCUCAUUCAACUUGAUAUAUUAUGUUUAUGAAAAUUAACUGUAAAACUUCGUACACACAAUGUUAAGUCAAUUAAUUGUCAACCGACUAAAAAUGAAUAAGUAUACAAUAUUACAGUAUACGGGAAGUACGCAAUAUUAAAAAGAAAAAUUCGAAUGAAACCAGAAUAAACCUUCUGAAUGAAAACAUAAUACCAAGAUUUAUUUACUUUAACCGAUUAAAUUUUUAUUUUAGAAAAUGUAUUGUAAAUGAUACUUUUGAUGUAAAAAAAAAAAAAAAAGAAUAAAACCGAUUUAAGUUUUUACACAAAUACGUUAUUUCCUUAUAUUUAAAUAUUAUUUAUCGCAUAAUAAGAUAACAAGUUAAUACGAAUUAAACGGGAUUAACGUAAGUACCUAUAUUUACUAUUAAACCGUUCACCGUUUGCUUCGAGGUUUAAAUUCAAUUAUAAAUAAAAAAAAAAAAAUAACGUUAAACUUAUCAUCAUCAUACGUGUUUAAACAAUUAGUUAUACAUUAUAAUUUCUAGAAAUUACACAGUUAUCAAAUAUUAUAGCGAUAUUUGAGAACGAAGUCUAUAAAAAAAAAGUUACAUAACAUAUUAUUAUAGUUUUUUUUUUUUUUUUUUACUUGUAAUCGGAGUAUACGCGAGUAUAUAGGCACCUACCUACUGUAAUUUAAUUUCUACUCGGACAAUACUAGAAAUCUUUUCGUCGGAUUAUAAAAAAAAAAAAAUAUAUUAAAUGGAAAAAAAAAAACAAACGGUCUGGUGAAAUUUACUCGAAGCUAUCGCGUAUACCUAAAUCGCCGACUACCUAUUAAAAGUAUACAGUUAGGUACGUGAAUAAUGAACAGUGAUUGUGCACUUAGAAAACGCAGAAAAAAUAUUACCCGCUGUUUAUUCAUCCUACUUAAUUUUCCAUGUAAACAAUCGUAUUAUCUAUUGAUUUUACUAUAUAGCGUGUGCUGCUUUUAGUUUCUGAGCGUAAUAUAUCGGUUUUACUGCUGUGUGUGUUUUUUUUUUUUUUUUUUUUUUUUUUUAAAUACUUUUCUACCAGAAAUCUUGUUCCAAUAAAAAAAAAAACAAAAUCGCUUUUUUGUAGCAUUUUAGAACUAGUUUAUGGUAGGGUGAGGAAUACAUUUUUUUAAUUUUUCUUGUAGCAUAAUAAUUGCGAAACCCGGCAAAAAAUAUGUGAAAGUUUAGGGAUAUAACUGUUUCAUUAUUUUCGACAUUGUUUUUUUGUUGUAAUUCACUUAACCAUUGUUGGUGCCUACGAUUUCCAAAGAAUACUUAUAUUAGCCUAUUUUAAACGUGGCGAAAUUUUCAAAACAUUUUGAUGAUUUUUGAGCUAUUUACAGGCAUAUAAAAUUGUCUAGAUUUUAGUUUUUAUUUGAAUAAAAUUGCUUUUGUCAAGCCGAAAUACCUAAAAUAUUAUUAUUUGUUUGUUUUUAGUUUUAGGUACUUGAUGGUAAAAAAAAAAAAAUUGAGCGUAAUGUACUACUUGUAUUUUUAUUAUUUUAUUUUUUUAUGAUUAUUUAAAUUUCAAAUUUGACGAAAAUUCCCGGCAUUUCUAAACACGUUUAUCAAUCUUCUUUCAUAAUCAUUUUCAUAUCUGUAAACAAGUAUUUAUACAGAACAAUAUUCAUUCGUCGGAUUAAAAACUUCCCCAGAGCUUUCUCUUAUAGAAUUUUAAAUAUAUAGAUGCUAGAUUAAAAAAGUCGUUUUUUUUUUUUAAUUACUUAUUAACAGAGUAAAACUUUCAAAAAUACCUACGCGAAAAUGAUAUUAUUUUAUGAAACGUCAAUUUAUAUUAAAAUUGAUUUUUUAAUUAUAAUUCUAUUAUAUUAACGUUUUCAACACACAAUAUUAUUUGCAAAAUAUGUCGACUUCGAUUUUUAUGGAUGAGAUUGUCUUGGCCGCGUAUAAAUACUGGAAAUUGAUCUUACUGUAGGUAGCAAUAAAAUAAAAGAGUUCACUUUAAAAUUUACCAACAAAUUGUUCCACUUCCACUCAGAAUAGUGUUUUGUUUGCGAAUAUUUAUUGUGUUUAUAGUUUCUUAAUUUAACGUUUGAACUGAACUUGAUCACUCAAUAUCAUGCAACUACUAAUUUUUCAGUUAUAAACAUCGCAUUUCCUCGCUCCGUCUAAAAGUGUCGAUACACGAACAUUGGAAAAUUUGGCCCUAUCGAACUCGAGUAAACAAUGUGAUACAGUUUAGUAAAUAAAAACGAAUUUAAAUACACCUUUUUUUCUUUUUUUUUUUUUUUUUUAUAGCUACGUUAAUCUAAUCAUGUUAUGUCCGUUUACUGAAACAGUCUCGCAUAGCCGAACAUCGCGGUGAACAAAACGCAAUAUAUUAUUUUCAUUGUUACGUUUUAGAAACAAUCAACUAUUAACAAAUUUGAAUAUAUAAUACAUCCGUGCGCAGAACGGAUCGGGAAUAUGUUAUUAUUAUUGUUUAUAACCGCGCGUAGGAUGAAAUAUACGGACGUGCGAUACGAUCGUCUUUUUUUCAUAAACUAAAAGAAACCGCAUAAUUUAACUCGUACCGAGCGACGGCGGUGUUGCCGUCGCGGGGCUCUGCGAAGACGAACUUUCAAUUAUCUAGAUAAAGAUAAGAGAUAACUGCUCGAAUAGUUAUCCAGACGAAAACAAAAUUUAUGCGUAAUAACAAUAUUUGAUUGCCGUGAUAAACAUGUAAAUACUCAUCGUGUAAUCUGGAUAACAAAUAAUAAUCAUAAUACAAAAACCAUAAGUUUUUCGUUACUUGUCACAAAACCGGGUGAACAUCGUUUGUUACGCGUCCAGAUUUCGCGUGAAAGUUAUGCGAUUUAACUAACGACAACUCGUUUGACCAUAUUAAUACAUCGAGUUAUAUGUUUUAGUGCAUCGAUUUAAAACAGUUAUCAAUACGGUUCAAUUAAUUUUGUUAGAUAACGGUUCAAACAACUUGUGUUUCGUUCAGACAAGAAAAAAGAUAAAUACUGUACGUAUCUUGUUGAACUCGUCCGGAUGAAAUACAUCGUCGGUUAUUACCGUCAGUGAUGUACAGAGAUAAAUUUUAAAUUAUCCAGAUAAAUAUAAGAGAUAAUUUCUAGAAUAGUUGGUCUUGUAACGGUUCGCUCACCUAGACAUUGAUGAAUAUAUUCAUCGUCUAAUCUAGAUAUUAAAUGUAAUCUAAAUCUAGAUGGUAAGAAAAAAAAAAAAUCUAAUUUUUCAUUAAUUAUUAUCGUACCGUAAGCGUCAUAAGUGCCCGAACAUACGCGUCUUGGUUUCAAAAAGGUCCUGUACAAUCGGCGCGAUUUAAUUAAAUUUAAAAAUCAAAAUACGUUGCUUGCCAAUUAAUAUGUCGGACUUGAACAAAUUUCAUCCAGUUGACGCGAUUAUUAAUCAUUUCGGACUCUAUCGGAUAACGCAAUAGAUAUACACUUACGGUAUCUACGGUAUCUGCGCCCGUACCGCACGCCUAUUCAGUGGCGUGGCGAUAGGAUGGCAUGCACGGGCAAUGAGCCGCGGGCCCGUGACAUUUAGGUUGCCCCGAAUCGGGACCCGUGGUAUUAUUAUUGGACGAGUGACGGUCUUUUUCGAACGACCUUUUUUUUUUGUUUAUUUUUCCAAUCGGCCUUUACAUAAUGUUUCGCCGCGGGCAUGAGAAGUUCCAUUUACGCCACUGCGCCCCCCCCCCGUCUGUGGACAAAACGCUACGCGCCGGUAUUGCGUAUCCGUUAUUGUAAUAUUGUACUUUUCCGGCGGUACUCAAAACGAAUCCUAUCGCGUUGUAACACGAUAAUAUUUUGCUAUUGAUUGUGAUAACCGACGAAUCGCGAACGCGUCCGACACGCCGUAAUCGUAUUUACGUUAUUUGUUUGUUGUUGUUUUACUACACACGUCGGUAUUUCGAACGUCGAGGACGACUACCCGAGUUACUCGCCCGCGUACCGAUGAUAUUUUAUAAUAAUAAUAUAUCAUAACAGUCGCGUAUCAUCGUCGUGUUGUAUAGGUUCGCGGAUCAGAGCCGAGUAAAAGUUCACCGGAUGAUAAUAAAUGUAUGUAUAUAUAUAACAUCGCGAGUAGCGGCGCAGACGUUCGUGCGAGGUCUCCUCUUAAUGUUAUUAUUAUUUAUUUAUUUAUUUUUUAUUUUUAUUUUUUUUUUUUUUUCAACAAACUCGGUUCCCAUCGAUGUUUUUUUUUUUUUUUACCUUCUCCCGCGGACGAGCUGAAGAAAUAUCGGUUUGUCGUGACUGAGCGACCACCUCGCGGCACGAAACCGUCCCAAAACGGUCCGCGAUGUCGAUUCCCCGAGUCCCGUGGUUCCCUCCUACGCCCCAGCUGGCCUUCUCAUUCUAACCCCGCGACCAAUUAAAUGGUUUUUUUUUUUUUCGCUCUCUAUCGCCGCGCGUUACAAACGCGACGACACCGGUGUGCACGUAGCGAAAUAUUAAUAAUAUUGUGACUGAUGACCGUACGCGUCCCGGUCGAAACAUAGACACUUAUUAUAAUAUAUUAUUAUUUUUAUUACUAAAUACACGCGUUUUAGGUCAAAUUGCCAAUACCGACCAGAGAGAGCCUACCGCAGGUGGCCGAAGUGUUGAGGGCGGCCGCUUACUUGGAAGACAGCGAUGAAGUGGACAAAAAUUUCCAAGGGCAGCGAAACAGUUACAAGAGGUUGCCCAGGAAGUUGGGAUCCGAAAAUCCGCAAACGAACUCGGAACUACAAGAGUAUCAAGGUAUUAUUAUUAUUAUUAUUAUUGCCAUCACUGUCAUUGUCAUUAUCCGUAAGUGGACAAACGUAUUUUUUUACGAUUGCCGUUUAUUCCGCCAUGGUAUCACUAGAGCGGAUAAUGAAAAUUAUACGCCGUGCAAUAAUGUCGUGCAAAUACGCACGCAUUACGCGAUUUUUAUAGACGUUAAUUUAGCCUGAUUCGUUUUAUUUUUUUUUUUUAUUUCUAGGUGUAAUGGGUCGACCCGGCGUUGACUUUCCAAUACUGCCUUCUAUACCCCGCACCGAUUUCAGCUGUAAGAAAAUGAAAAAAUCCGGUUACUACGCGGAUCCCGAAACCGACUGUCAAGUACGUAGCGGAACGUAAUCAAAUUUCGAUAAAUUAAAACUGUGUCGAAAGGACACGUCAUGUUCAAUUUUUAAAAAAAGACAGAAAAACCCGUUGAGCACCUAGAGUUUUACAAUGUUUCAUAUGCCUUCGUAUGUUUCAAUGCUGCAGAAACGUAUAGAUGAUAAUAUCUAACACUAUAAAAUUAAUAAUUAAUACGACAUUCGUGUUUCGACACACGUCGAUUUCACGUAUUGGAUCGACAUUGGGAUAUGAACAUAGUCGGCUCGAGCAAGUCAAAUUAAUAAACGUAGGACGAAUUACGCGGAGGGGAAUACCGAAAAAUAGAUGGUUAGAUGCGAUCGAGAAUGAUGUUAGCAAAGCUGGUGUAUGCAAGGUGGGAGAUUGGGUUGAGUGGAAAUUCACGACGAGGAUUGCACCGACCCCGUAUAAUUGGGACGAAAGCGAAGGAGGAGGAAUCAAAUAAAAUAAUCGAACAACACCUCCAUUUAAAAAUUAAAAGUUAACCAGUCUAAUUUCACGUCGAAUCUAACUUUUAAAUUAUUUUUUGUGCACAGGUGUUCCACAUUUGUGACAACGGUAUGAAAGUUUCGUUUUUGUGUCCGAACGGUACCGUCUUCCGUCAAUCUCAUUUGAUUUGCGACUGGUGGUUCCGAGUUGACUGCGAAAGAUCUAUCGAAAUGUACGAGGAGAGCGCGGAACAGUUGGCGACCGAUCAGAGGGCUUUCAAAGAGCGGACCGAGGCUUUGGCAAAAGCCAUGCUAAAGGUACAGACUACGACGACGCAGAGCAUUACCGAUCGCGUUGUAACGGACCGUUCGUUCGGGCCGAGCACGACCGUUUUCAAUUCCGAAAGCCGACUACCAGAUCGCGCCCGAUAUUUCAGCGACUAUUCGGCCGGCGAAAAUCAAGUACCGGCCGAGACCGGUUCGUUUGUCGGGAAUCGAUUCCCGUCGAAUUUCAAUAAUAACUAUUAUACCCAAUCCAAAUCGCCCGUAGGAAACUGGGACCAGACCGCCAACAUCCAAUCUGCUGCAGGUAACAAUAAUAACAACAACAAUUAUUAUCAAACGCAAUCGUCGACGACCGCUCAACCGACCUGGAACCAGGCGGCCAACAACAACAACAACAACAACUAUCAAGGUGGCUCUAAUCUUCAGGCACAGUCUUCGACGACCGCGCAGCCCGCCUGGAACCAGGCCACCGCCGAUCGCAAUAAUAAUAACUACAAUAACAACUAUUAUAGUUAUCAAAGCGGUUCUAACCAGGGACAAUCGUUGACGACCGCGCAGCCGACUUGGAAUCAGGUCGCGGUCGAUAUCAAUAAUAAUUAUCAAAGCGGUUUUAACCAAGCGCCGUCCACGACGUCUGCGCCGCAACCGAGUUGGAACCAGGCGGCCGCGGUCAAUAGCAAUAACAAUAAUUAUUAUCAGAGCGGUUCUUACCAAGCGCCGUCCACGACGUCUGCGCCGCAACCGAGUUGGAACCAGGCGGCCGCGGUCAAUAGCAAUAACAAUAAUUAUUAUCAGAGCGGUUCUUACCAAGCGCCGUCCACGACGUCUGCGCCGCAACCGAGUUGGAACCAGGCGGCCACAGCCAAUAACAAUAAUUAUUAUCAGAGCGGUUCUUACCGGGCACAGUCCACGACGCCCGCGGCGCAGCCGACUUGGAAUCAGGCCGCCGUCGGUAACAAUUAUUACCAAAGCGGGUCUUAUCAGUCCACGACCACCGCGCGACCAGUGUCCGGUGUCCAGAACGUCAACAGUUUCAAUUCCGAUUACCAAUCGCAAUACGCGCGGCCGAGCGCCCAAAACCAAGUCGACGCGUCCGGUUCGCAGGCAGUUUAUCAGCCGCAACCCACGGCCGCCGUGCCGCAGCCGGACCCGGACCAGGCUAACAAUCGCAAUAACGACAACGACAACAAUUACCAACCGGGUAACAGUAACAAGAACAUCGAUUACCAAACGUCGCCCACAACGGUGGCCGCCGGUGGAAAUCCCUGGAACAGCCAUCAGGGUACCGACGGCGAUUUCCAAACCGAAGUAACGUCUUAUCAAACCUCGCCGACGACGACGCUGGACGUGACGGCGGACGGCCAGAGCGCCAAUAACAACAAUAACAACAAUUACGGCGGCGCUACGAAUUACCCGAAACCGGCGAAAACUACCGCGGCGCAAGUGAACGGCUGGAGUCAUCAGGCCGUGAACGACUUGACGCUGUCCACCGACGACCACCAAUCGCCGACCGCGGUAACCACGGUACAACCCGACUGGAAUCCACAAGACGCCGCGGGCAUUACGGCCGUUAAUGGCGACCAACAGCCGCAACAGCUGCAGUCCCGACAACCGUACAGCCAACGGCCGACCGCGUCAACGUUCCCCGCGGCCGAAAACGAUAAACAAAACGCGCCGGCCAGAGAGAGCCAAGUGCCCGCCGAAUCCGCUUCGUUCGUAGGCCACAACAACGCGCCGCUGUACGGUUUCAACCUGCCGAACGAUUAUUACCGUACGCUGGUGCCGCAGACGAAUCCGCCGGCGACCACGUACCCGGCGACCGGUUCGUAUACGAACGACCACCCGGACGGCGCCUUUUCUUACAUCGAAUACAACCAAGACAUCUCCACCACCGUCGGCGACGCGGUGACGACCACGCGGGAACCGCCGACGACCACGGCGUUCGAUUAUACCGGCAGCGGCCGUGACGAUAAUUCCACGCUGCCGCCGUCCGGAGAGACGUUAAUCCCGAACAUGAUAAACUCGCUGCAGACGUUCCACGCGGACAACAAUAACAACGCGCUGUACGACACGUUCGACACCUCGCCAACGAACGCCGACGACGAUUCCGAUUCGGUCGCGCUGUAUUUCAAUCGUCUGAACGAUCCGCAAGACGAUCGCGCGGUCACUACCGUCGCCAGCGAUUUGCAGUUCAACGGCUAUUUCGAACAGACGUCCAGGGCGUACACCAACGGCAUUAGCCCGUUCUCCGGUACCAGAUCCGCAGAAACCACUACGCCGGCAGUCGCCGUCGCCGCCGUGGUCCCGAGUAAAGGCUUGCACAUACCCGCCGUGUUGACGCACAACACGAAACAGGCGUACGACAAACUCUUCACGAACGACACUAAAAGGGAAUCGACGACGGCGACCGCGACGACCGCCACCGCCGUCGCCGCGGGCCAACCGGCCGCGGAUGUCGGCAGUAAAGGCGCCGCGCCGAAACCGGGCGACACGGCGAACCUCGGGCUCGCGCUCAGUUUUAACCAUUCGUCGGCGGAACUGAGGGAACUGGCCGCGGUGUUUACGCGAGCGCUGACCGCGUACCUGGACGACCCGGAAAACUUCCGCAAAAUACUGGCCGAGGUGCGGCCCACCGAACCGCCGGGCCCCAAGACCGGCGGCGGCGCGGCCGACGAACAAGAAGUGUUGGAUUUCUCGGACGAUCCGAAAGGCGGUUACCGGAGCACUCGCAAGCCGACGACGGCGGCGUCGGGUACGCCGGACACCGACGGCGGCGUGCCGCAGAACGUCAACGCCCUGGCCGACCUGUCCACGACCAUUCCGCAUUACACCACGUCGCCGUUAAUAGAUAUAACGUCGAAAUUCACCGAAGCGCCGAACGCGGCGCCGGGUCUCCGGGAGUACGCGCCGCUCGCGGACGGCGAACAGCUGCAAACGGCCGGCAGCCACUCGUUCUACUCGAGCAGGGACAACAGCGUCGAGACGCCGUCGAAAACCGUCAGGCCGCCGCCGCCGCUGCUGCCGACCUCCACUCUGACGUGGACCGUGUCUCCGAUAAUCGACACCGACGGGGAUACCAAAGCUACCACCCCGCAGUUGCCGCCCGUUUACUUCACCACCGCCGCGGCCGCUGAGGACGCGGAGACCACUGCGAUCGUGCAGAAGGCCAAAGAGAUGUUCAGCCAGCUGAACGAGUCGGACGCGAGCAUAUUGAUGAACGUCAUGAAAACGUCUCAUGCCAACGACACGGUCAAAAGGUAUUGAAAUUAAAUGCGUAAAAAAAAAAAAAAAAAGCAUCCGGUACCGCUGGUAGGUGCGCCGCUGUUUAAGGUGGCUAGUCGGUGGACAGGGCGUUGGCCAACUAAAUACGCAUUUCGGCAGAGUCUAUUGAGUCGUAUUCGUUCCCCCCUCGUUACCCGGAUAUGAACAAAAGUCAUACGGGAAUUCGCCGGUUUUCCCCUUUUACCGGUGCAGUAGAUAACGGGACGUAUUCCGGAUAGAGCCCGGCCCGUUCGAUUUCCUCGAAACCGAUCUGCCUAAAUGAAAAUACAAAUAAAUUGUUCGAAAUCAUAAUUCCGGUUGUGUGCCGUAUAAAGCAAUACAGACGCGUAAACAGUUAGUCCGGAUAAAUGCGAACACCGCACAGUCGACUACAUCGAUCAUAAAUCCUUUCCACCGGCCGGGCACGGAUCCGGGGAGGGGCCCAGGGGCCCGGGCCUCCCCGGACAUGUUAUUUCUCCGAUUCUCAUAAUUCCGUUGAUCCCGAUUUUACCGUGUUCCAAUCGCUGAUACGCACGAUAAAAUAAUAUCCGUAAUACGUAUUAUACUGUAGUUUGAUUGUAUUUGUGUUGCUGAAAAACCGUCGCCCCACACCCAGAUCUCUGCUCUAGAUCCGUGCCUGCCUUCGGCUCCAUUCGAUUUCACGCGCGCCCGUCCACGAGCGCGGUUAUCUUUUCGGCUAUUCGUCAUAAUUUCCCGGGUCUUUGUUCGCGUUUUGUUGAACAUUUCACACAAGUCCGAAAACUUGUACGCGAUACGCACGGUACGCAGUCGAAGGCUAUUUUAAACGGUAACCGGUGUUUUGUACAGGUUGGUCUUGCUGUUGGUCAACGAUCCGAACAAGGAAAACAGCCCGGAGCAGACGCGGCACAACAUUAUCGAAGCGCUGCUGGACAACCGGGGCAGUACCGCGGCGGACCAAGCGUACGAGUCGUCGUCGCCGACGUCCGCGUUCCCGCCGGCCCCGCCGGGAAUCCCGUUCGGCCAGAGAAUCCACGAAGACGGUACGCCGAUCGGCGCGUCGGAAGGCGAACAGCACAAGAAAUCGAGAAAGGGCGUCCGGAGGCGGGUGCACGUGCAAAGGAGCCGGCAGGUGACCGCCGCGGCGAUGACGACGCCGGCGGCCGCGUCGAACGCGUGGCACGGCGCGAACGACGUCGGCCCGGGGCUGAGCGCCGAUUCCGACGCCCGGGCGGUGGAACUCCUCAAGUCCCUGUACUCGAUCGCGUCCAAAUGGUCGUAG